AUGAGUAAAAAAACCAUAACUGCAGCAUGUUGUGUUAUUGGGGACGAAAUAUUGUCAGGAAAGACACAAGAUGCCAACUCUCAUUACUUGGCAAAAACCUUAUUUGACUUGGGUAUUGAACUGAGGUGUAUCCAGGUUAUUGGCGAUAAUAAGCAAGAUAUCAUCAAUUCAGUUAGAGAACUUUCAUCGACAUACAAUAUUGUUUUUACUAGUGGUGGCAUAGGUCCUACACAUGAUGAUAUUACGUAUGAGUCCAUAGCAUCUGCAUAUGGUUUACAGCUAAAUACGGAUAAAGAUACACUCGAGUUUUUUAAAAGACAAGCAGAGAAAAGAAAUAUGAAAUGGACCAAGAGCCACGUUCGAAUGGCUACAUUUCCAUAUCCUGCAGAGUUAUUACGAGAGAAGAAGGGAAUCCCAUUUCCUAUUGUUGUCGUCAAUAAGAAUAUUCAUAUACUUCCUGGCGUGCCAAUGUUAUUCAAAAUCUUGCUGGAUUCACUUAAACCACGACUUGCGGUUAUGUCUGGAUCAAGGUUUUAUAGAUGUGAGAUUGCAACUAGAAAGACAGAGGUCUCUAUUGCAGAGGUAUUGGCUGAUAUUCAGGCAAGAUCUGAUGAUGCCAAGAUUGGAAGUUAUCCUUUCGGGAAGAACCAGGACGGUAUCCAGGUGGUGAUUACUGUGUCAGGCAAAGAGCAGUCGAAAGUAGACAAGGUCACACGAGAGAUUAUGGAAAAAACAGAGGGAUGGCUGUACAAUAGUGUUCUUUAA
Messenger RNA from Rhizopus microsporus ATCC 52813, 765 nucleotides. RefSeq names its product Molybdopterin binding protein. The transcript has 3 exons. NCBI's taxonomy places the organism in Eukaryota, Fungi, Mucoromycota, Mucoromycetes, Mucorales, Rhizopodaceae. The coding region runs from base 1 to 765 and encodes 254 amino acids. The record is from RefSeq and is a predicted model, not a curated record.